UCUGAGGAUAUCAAGCGCCGAACACGAGUUGAGUUCCACUCCCUACCCGAGGAGUCCGCCGCCUCUUCUCGUCGUUAUUCAGCUGUUUCGUGCCGUUCUCUUGAAUUUAGGGUUAGGGUUUUGGGAAGGUUCGCAAAUGGCAAUGGCGUAUGGCGAGCAGCAGCAGGGACCUCCCAUGCGGCAGCCCUCCGCUUCCUCGAGUAAUAUGCCGGCUGACUACCCACAGGUGCACCCUCCGCCUCUAUUCGACGCUCAUGGAGACAAUUUUGCUGCUAAGAGAAUGAGAAAGCUUGUUCAGCGGCGAGCUGUUGAUUAUACCAGCACUGUUGUGAGAUAUAUUCAGGUUCGUACUUGGCAGCGAGAUGCUAGAGACAGGACAUUGCUGCAACCUACUUCUGCUGCGGCUGUAGACAUGUUACCAACUGUUGCUUGUGCUGAUAAUCCGUCCACAAGUUUUGCUGCUAAAUUUGUCCAUGCCUCUACCAACAAGAAUAGAUGUUCUAUCAAUAAAGUCUUGUGGACUCCUACAGGACGGCGUCUUAUUACAGGUUCGCAGAGUGGUGAAUUCACACUUUGGAAUGGGCAAUCUUUUAAUUUUGAAAUGAUCCUUCAGGCUCAUGAUAAUGCAAUUAAAUCAAUGGUGUGGAGCCACAAUGAAAAUUGGAUGGUUACUGGCGAUGAUGGGGGAUCAAUCAAGUAUUGGCAAAACAAUAUGAACAAUGUGAAGUUAAACAAAUCUGCACAUAAAGAAUCAGUUCGUGAUUUAAGUUUUUCUAGAACAGAUUUAAAGUUCUGUUCCUGCUCGGAUGAUACUACUGUGAAGGUUUGGGACUUUGCUAGGUGUCAGGAAGAGAGAUCACUAACCGGCCAUGGUUGGGAUGUCAAGAGUGUUGAUUGGCACCCAACAAAGUCAUUACUCGUAUCAGGUGGAAAAGACAAUCUUGUGAAGCUGUGGGAUGCCAAAACAGGGAAGGAGCUCUGUUCAUUUCAUGGCCAUAAAAAUACUGUGUUGUGCGUCAAGUGGAAUCAGAAUGGAAACUGGGUUCUUACUUCGUCGAAAGAUCAAAUCAUCAAGCUUUAUGACAUUAGAUCCAUGAAAGAACUUGAAUCUUUUCGAGGGCAUCAGAAGGAUGUUACUGCUUUGGCUUGGCAUCCAUUUCAUGAAGAAUAUUUUGUUAGUGGAAGUUUUGAUGGAUCCAUCUUCCAUUGGCUUGUUGGUCAUGAGAAUCCUCAGGUUGAACUGCCUGGGGCACAUGAUAGUUGCGUGUGGGAUCUUUCUUGGCAUCCUAUUGGCUAUUUACUUUGCAGCGGCGGAAAUGAUCAUGCUACGAGGUUUUGGUGUAGAAAUCGUCCUGGUGAUCAAGCCCGCGAUAAAUACAAUGCUUUCCACGCCCAAG
Phalaenopsis equestris is the source of this 1397-nucleotide messenger RNA. RefSeq names its product flowering time control protein FY. The record is from RefSeq and is a predicted model, not a curated record. Gene Ontology annotation, molecular function: protein binding. Gene Ontology annotation, cellular component: mRNA cleavage and polyadenylation specificity factor complex. Lineage: Eukaryota; Viridiplantae; Streptophyta; Magnoliopsida; Asparagales; Orchidaceae.